This is a messenger RNA of Trypanosoma theileri, 357 nucleotides long. Its product is annotated as receptor-type adenylate cyclase. The annotation marks the transcript as partial. The transcript has a single exon. The record is from RefSeq and is a predicted model, not a curated record. Lineage: Eukaryota; Euglenozoa; Kinetoplastea; Trypanosomatida; Trypanosomatidae.
AUGAUAAACAAAGCUGCGGCUGAGGAACCAAGGCCUAUUAUUGUACUCGGUCCUGUUGGAAAUAAUGCAAUUAUAAACGCUGAGACUGCUCUUAAACAUCACAAUUUGGUUUCCUUCGGCCCGGUGACUGGAUCAAGGACUAUGCGAAGCUGGAACCCCCACUACUACUUUGUGCGAGCAGAUCCUGAAUACGAGCUACUGGCACUUGUUCGGUAUGCUCUGGGUGAGAUGCGUGUGCGGCAAUUGGGGCUCAUGUUCGUGAAAAAUGUUUUGGAUGGGGACUCUCUAUACGACCUUCUCAUGCGGCUUACUUCCCGGAUGGAAUAUGGCGUGAGAAGUGUUUUUUCGAUCACCGCC